GUGUGUGGGAGGGUGGUGUUCAACAUUUAUUGCCUUCAAAGGGAACAGCACCUCUGGGCGAGCAGACCUUCCUCGGUGGGGGCGGACGCCUCCCCAGUGUCCUCGGGGAGCACAUUCCAGAGAGUGAAUAAAGUGUCCAGGGAUGCUGGACGCAGGUCACAGAAAUGACAGCGAUUCAGUAGGAUGAGCAGUUGUUUACAGCCCUCCCAGGAUGCCACAGGGCUUACCAGCCAGCCGGGCAGCUCGGAGCAGGCCCAGGCGAAGGCUGAGUUCCUAUGUGAACCCCGGUUCUGCUGGAAGAGCUGAAGCAACAGUGACUAGCCCAGGGUCACACACCAAGCUUGGGACGGAAAUAACUCUGACUCUUCCUCCUUGGCCCUGACAGCGGCAGCAUGGCCCUAUUACUGCUCUAUCAUUCAAAUCUGAAUCAUUUAAAAUGCACCUAAUUGCAGACCCAUGGGGAACUGUAACCUCCGUGUGACUCUUAACUGCCAAGGAGCCCAGCCUCCUGUCCACCAAACUUGAUUCUAGUCACUGUUCAGGCUGCCUGACUGUCUGCUUCAUUCAGCCACAAGGGAUGAAAGGUGCCUGGUUGCUGUUGCUUUGAGAGACACUUGAAAAGAUCACCCCGUAAGAUCCUGAUUCUUCCUCCUGAAGAAAUACCAUUGUCCUGAGUCUCCUGCCAAACUGUUUCCAGACAACCAUGAACCAACCAGACGCUGCUGAUGACCCAGAUCCCCAGGCCAACCCCCUAUGCAGGGUGUGUGGCCAAGUCCACGCCCUUGAAGAGAACCACUGUUACACCUAUGUAGCAGAAGUGGACGAUGACCUCAUAUGCCACAUCUGCCUGCAGGCCUUCCUGGAACCCCUGGACACUCCAUGUGGACACACCUAUUGCAGCCUUUGCCUCACCAACUUCCUGGUGGAAAAGGACUUUUGCCCUGUGGACCGCAAGCGCGUUGUCCUGCAGCAUUGCAAGAAGUCCAGCAUCCUGGUCAAUAAGCUUGUCAACAAGCUACUGGUGACUUGUCCUUUCACGGAGCAGUGUAACCAGACGCUGCAACGCUGUGACCUGCAGCAGCACUUCCAAACAAGCUGUAAAGGUGCCUCCCACUACGGCCUGACCAAGGACAGGAAGAGGCGCUCCCAAGACGGCUCUUCUGAUGGCUGUGCAAGUCUCACGGCCACUCCACUCUCCCCAGAGGUUUCAGAAGCUCCCCAUGAGCCUGGCCUAGACGACCCUUCCUGCGUGUCCACAGUGGAGAACUGUCAUCCAGAAAACAGCUCCUCGGACACUGGCCGGAGCAACCGAACCAGAGCGUGGCCUUUUGAGCGAUCUUCUUUCAGAAUCAGAUCUUUUAAAAAACUUAACAGAGCCUUCAGCUCCCUUCGAAGGACAAAGAAUGGGAGUAUAAUUGCCAACUGUGCUGACCAGAGCAGAGAAAAUCAUGAAAAUACCACUGUUCCUGAAGUCUUUCCAAAGUUCUAUCACCUGAUUCCACGUGGGGAAGUUACCAGCAUCAAGAUCAAUCGAGUGGAUCCCAACGAGAGCCUCUCCAUCAGGCUCGUGGGAGGCAGUGAGACCCCACUUGUCCAUAUCAUUAUCCAGCACAUUUAUAGUGAUGGAGUGAUUGCCAGAGACGGCCGGCUGCUGGCAGGAGACAUCAUUCUCAAGGUCAACGGGAUGGACAUCAGCAAUGUCCCUCACAACUAUGCCCUGAACCUCCUGAGAAAGCCCUGCCAGGUGCUGUGGCUCACAGUGCUACGUGAAAAGAAGUUCCAAAGCAAGAGACAUGCCCACUCAUAUUUUUGUGGACCACGGAAUGACAGCUUCCAGGUGAUACUCAACAAAAGUAGUCCUGAGGAGCAACUUGGAAUAAAACUGGUACGCAAGGUGGAUGAGCCUGGUGUAUUCGUCUUCAGUUUGCUAAAUGGUGGUGUGGCAGACCGACAUGGCCAGUUGCAAGAGAAUGACCGCAUAUUGGCCAUCAAUGGACAUGACCUGCGAAAUGGCAACCCAGAAAUUGCAGCCCUUCUGAUUCAGGCCAGUGAGAGGCGUGUUCACCUCGUCGUGUCCCGCCAGGCUCGAGAGCAGAGCCCAGUCACCUGUCAGGAAGCCAGCCGGACUCACAGCAGUGGCCAGUCCCCAGGUCCAGGAGACAUCACUCCCAAGCCCUUCUGUUCUGCAGCUGUCUGUCAUGAGAAGUUGGUAAGUGUCCGAAAAGACCCCAGCGAAUCUCUUGGCAUGACCGUUGCAGGGGGAACCUCACCUAGGGAAUGGGACUUGCCUAUCUAUGUCAUCAGCAUUGAGCCAGGAGGAAUCAUAAGCAGAGAUGGAAGAAUAAAAACAGGUGACAUUUUGUUGAAUGUGAAUGGAGUUGAACUCACAGGGGUCACCCGGAGUGAGGCAGUUGCCUUAUUGAAAAGCUCGUCGUCCUCAGUGGUACUUAAAGCCUUGGAAGUUGAAGAGCACGUGCCCCAGGAAAACUGCAACGGCCCAGAAGCCCUAGACUGCAUCUACAAUAUGAGCCCGCCUGACGUCUGGUCCCCAUCCUGGGUCACGUGGCUGGAAUUAACACAGUACUUAUAUAACCGUAAAGAUGUUGUGUUACGAAGAAACAUAGCUGGAACUCUGGGCUUCCGCAUUGUAGGAGGUUAUGAAGAAAACAAUGGGAACAAACCUUUUUUUAUCAAAUCCAUUGUUGAAGGAACACCAGCAUACAAAGAUGGAAGAAUCAGAUGUGGUGACAUUCUUCUUGCUGUGAAUGGGAGAAGUACAUCAGGCAUGAUGCAUGCUUUCUUGACAAGGAUGCUCAAAGAAAUUAAAGGAAGAAUUACUCUCACUAUAGUUUCUUGGCCUGGCACUUUUUUAUAAAGUCACCGAUUGGUCUCAGAAAAAAAGAAUAAUCACAAAUCAGCUACAGUGAAACAAUUAUAUUGUCAAUUUUUAUAAAGCUUAUUUAAAAAUGUCAAGAAAAGUAUGACCUGAUGAAGACCAGUUUUACCUCAGACUGUUCUCAAAAAAUAAAAACUAUUAAUGGUUUUUAUUCAGUAUGGAAGAUUUCUCAUUACUCCAUAACUUUUAAGUUUAAAUUUUUGUAUUUAAUAAAAAGCCACUGAAUAAGUAAAACUGAUUUCUAUGCCCCAAUCAAAUCAUCAAUUUAAAUUUUAGUGAGUUCUGCAAGAAUCCACAAUAAGAAUUUUAAAUGUAAAGUAUGGAGAUAAUGCUGAGAAAUGUUCAUCAACUGAGAAAUAAAUAUUUUUCAAAAAUUAUGUCUUUUUUGAAUGUGAUUUUAACUGUUUAGUUCUCACCACCAAUUGAAGAUCCUAGUAAUUCAUUCUUUCAAACACCAUGUUAUCUGUUACCAUCACUGACAUAUAAUGACUCCAAGGGUUAUUCCUAAAAAUAGUUAUAACCUUGUAUUUUCUCAGUUUCUGUAAGAAUGACUAACCCAAAGCUCUUGUCACAAAAUUUAUUUUUAUUCACAAUAUAGUCAGUAACUAUAUAAAAACUCCACAUCAGUGAGCCUUGGAAAACACAUCAAGAAAGGUCAAAUGAGCUUGACCCUGGCCCAGCUAUAUAUGGCCAUGAGGCAGUUCAAGUUUGUGUCAGAAUGAUGUCUGUCUGCAAUUACAUAUAGGGCACUUCAGAGGCCACCCAAAUACCUUAUAGAUUCUACUGUUUUGAUAUAAAAGUUCCCCAUUUAGUUUCACCAUGGACCCAAAUUUAGCACACUGAAAAUCUGCUAUCAAAUAUUAUAGUAUCAAAAAGAAGAAUGCCAUAGCAGUAAUAAGAAAGACUAGUUUAAUCUCACAGCUUGAGAGGGCGCUUGUGAUGCCUUUUGCAAUAUAGCUUUUUCUGAAACUGGUGUUUAACAAAAAUAACCUGGCCAAGCAGUCCUUGACCUGCAUCAGACACGGUGUAUGUACACAGCUUAAUACAGCUCUCCUAGUCCCCUGCGAAGUGAUACAUUCAUGUUACUUUCUUGGAUGUAGUCAAUGCUGUCUUUUUAUUUUUUAAAUAUUACAAAACAAAGAUUUUAACUUAACAUGAAAAAUUCAAUUUAUUUUGGAAAAAAAGUUAACUAUUCAUACUGAUAGAACAAGAUUAAAGGUAAAUUUCUUAAACAUUAUCCAGAAAAAUAAUGAGAUUUAUAGUAUCUAUUUCUGGUCCUAAUAUACACAGCAGGCAAACUGCCUAUUCCGCAGGUGUAGCUUCAGUGUUUUCCUGUUCAGGGGCGGGCUCACUGCCAGCUUCUUUUCCUUCUUUGCUUCUUUUAGAUUUUUUAUGCUUGUGCCUUCUGUGACUGUCUCCUUCUUCACUUUCAUGGCGACGUCUACUAUUACUGAGGAGAGAAAAAAGUGUGUUGUUUCAAAAUGUUUAAAUAUUCAAUUAGUGAUCGAAACCCCCCUCUAUGUGAUUUCUCAGUGUAACUGUGUUGAAGAUAAUCCAACCCAUUCUUUUUUCUCAUGAACACAUUUUAGAAAUAAUCAGUCUUUAUCAGACUUUUAUGCAGAGAUUACAUAACCAUAGGAUCAAGUCUACCAGUAUUAUCCCAGAUUACCAGAGCCCAUUUACUGUAAAACAGAAAUUGAAGUACUUAAUCAGAACAGGAAAUUCUAUUUUAUGGGACUGCCUUCCCACAAGCAAUAAGCAUUAAAAGUUAAUGGCUUUUUCUUCAGGAGAGGAGGCACUACCAGCCCUAUGUAGUUUCUUUAAAACAAACAUUGCUUUGUUUAAUAAUAUUUACUAUUAAGGAUUUGCUCACAUACACUAAAAUCCUCUCUCUCCCAAUGAGAUAGUGUACUAAGCCAAACACUCUCAUAUUAUUUUUAUUCCAUGCUAAUUUUGGUUUUGGGAUAAUCUUGUUAGACUUAAAAAUUCAUUGCUGAAGCUCAUGAGGAACCAACUAUUAACAUAUUAUUCUGAAUCUUCCAAUUGGAAACACAUGUUCUACUGGCUGUUUGAAAAUGUUUGCUUUUACAUCCUGAAGUUAAAUCAAUUUCUGGCUUCAAAAUGAAUCACUAUUUUAUUAAAGUACAAACCUGCGAGAUGA
Messenger RNA from Cavia porcellus (domestic guinea pig), 5057 nucleotides. RefSeq names its product ligand of numb-protein X 1 (gene Lnx1). Gene Ontology annotation, biological process: ubiquitin-dependent protein catabolic process. The transcript is spliced from 12 exons. Bases 704 to 2875 code for a protein of 723 amino acids. Gene Ontology annotation, cellular component: cytoplasm. NCBI's taxonomy places the organism in Eukaryota, Metazoa, Chordata, Mammalia, Rodentia, Caviidae. Gene Ontology annotation, molecular function: metal ion binding; ubiquitin-protein transferase activity; protein binding. The record is from RefSeq and is a predicted model, not a curated record.